Messenger RNA from Schistosoma haematobium, 3727 nucleotides. It is a transcript of the gene POLD3, whose product is annotated as DNA polymerase delta subunit 3, variant 2. NCBI's taxonomy places the organism in Eukaryota, Metazoa, Platyhelminthes, Trematoda, Strigeidida, Schistosomatidae. Gene Ontology annotation, molecular function: DNA-directed DNA polymerase activity. The transcript is spliced from 6 exons. The record is from RefSeq and is a predicted model, not a curated record. Bases 1159 to 1866 code for a protein of 235 amino acids. Gene Ontology annotation, cellular component: nucleus; delta DNA polymerase complex. Gene Ontology annotation, biological process: DNA replication; nucleotide-excision repair, DNA gap filling; DNA synthesis involved in UV-damage excision repair.
AUCGUCUAACGGUUGGAGUCGCGCGGAAGACUUAAAUGGACUGGUGUAACGGUAUUAAAGUUACUAAUGUGGGUUUGUUUUCCUUAUUGCAGGGCAGGAAAGAAUGAACGUACUGGAAGAAGAGGGACAGGUCCUACGCAAGCUGGACCUGCAGAACAAUGAAUAAAUCCAUUUAGUAAUAAGUUUCCCUUUUUGUACUCGAACCGCGUCUUUCAAUUUUUAAAUAUAUGUCUGUUGUGCCAGUACGUCGCGUUCUUACUUCAGUGGCGUUUACCGGUCCUGACUGUUGUGUUGUGUUCUAGAUCUCCAUUGCUUCCAAGUGAACGCUAAUAGUACGUGCUACACUGGUGAGAUACUGACGACAUUGACGUGAAAAUUACUGGAUAAUUGUUUGGAUUGAUACAUUUAGUUGGCAUUUAUUUUUAAACCUUAACUUUUGCAAACUGGAAAUUUUAAUCUUAGUUAACCUUAUCCAUUAAAUGUAUAAUGGGGGAUCAACUACUUUUCGAAAAUCUUGACGAGAAGCUAGAAGAUGAAGAUGGAUUUGUAUGCGUACUGAUAUGCACCAGAUAACUUUUAUUUUCUAGAUUACUGCAAGUUGGUUAUCUAUCACUUUCGACUUGAAUAUAGAUGCAUCGAGACGGUAAUCUAUCUGGUUCUCAAUAGAUAUAUAUAUAUAUACAUGUACGCAUAUUCGUUUAGUUUGAUGGCGGCAUAUAUCCAGGCACGUGACAACUUGGCAUCUGUAUAUCUACUGACUGGGAUCAGUAAACAAAAUGAUAUAUUAGUUAAGUUGGCCAAUUCAGACCAGUUAUCACUGGCUCAGAAGUCGUUCUCGUUUCCACCUAAAUGUGUUGUGUAUAGUAUACAACGCCGACAAUGCAAGGUGUUUCUGUUGACAAGUAAAUUAAUAAGUGACUUUUAGGAUUCUUUAUCAUUGGCUUGCUACGAUUUAUUGCAUAAUAUUUCUACAGAUCAAUUAAAAAGGUUAGUUCACUUCUUUGAGACUGUUCAUAUCUAUAAUACUUGCACUCGUGUAUAUUUUAUGUACUGCUUUGUAACUGGUUCUCUUUAGAUUAACUAGUAUUCCGUGGGAGUCAUCUUCUGAUCCACUGCCAUGUCGAGUAAAUCAAGAGACUGCACAAAAAACACCGGAACAUGUUGAUUCUCCUGUGUUACCGAGUCUUGCUACCAGUAAGUUACUGGAAUUGCUCAACAAAAUUAGGUGGAUGCAAUAAGAAAAUUAAAACUUCAGAUUUCAAAAACUUUUUCAGUAAGAUUGAAAAGUCUGUCCAGGAUGAUAAAACGCUUGAAAAUUAUUUAGCAACAAGCACUAAGAAUAACAUGAUUCCUAAGCCAGUAGAAAGUGGGAAACUGGAUGUAUCGGACGAAGACGAAGAAUUUGGUUUGAAAACCACAUAUUCUUCGCAAAAGCGGAAAUGUAUUGUCACUGAAUCCGAUGAAGAAAAAGAAGAAAGUGGUACAGUGACUAAGGAUUGCGUGUCUACUAAUUUAUUUAAUUCUAAAGCAAGUACGAAACUUAGAAACAAUGAUAUACAGAAAAAGCGACCUACUCGCAGAAAAGAUAAACUGAAAGUAUUAGCUUCUGAUUCAGAAGCUGAUUCAUUUCUCAUGGAGCCUACACAAUCUGAAAAAUCACCCGACAAUGUUAAAAAAAUCGGUGUUAAAACUUUGUCAACACCGAUUAAGUGUGAAGAAAAUUCAAGAACUGAGAAAUCUAGCUGUGCUGCUGGUUUAAAUCGUAUUCGUCACCAAGUAAUGAAAACGUUUGCAGAUGAAGAUGGCUUUAUGGGUAAAGUAAACUUCUCCGAAACUAUUGUUAAUAGUGGACAAUCAUGUGGUUGAUUUUACCACUAAAGUGUAUGAUUAUUUAGUUUUUAUUGUUAUAUCAUCAUACUGCAUUAGUAUUAAAAAUAGAGUUCUUACAAUAAUGCUUUACAAGUGUGAUAUAUAUAUUUUAGUUACGGAAAAAGGCUGGGAAUGUUCAUCAGAUGAUGAAACCUCUAAACCGACAACAACACCCUCUCCUUGUAUGGAUCAAAAUGAGAAAAAUGAACGGGUUGUUCAACCGAAAAUUGAUAAUCCUGUCUCUCUAACUGUACCACCAACGAUUCAACAGACUGUAAGUAGGAAUUAUGGUCACUCUUUUUAUUAACCUAUCACUUUCAAAAGAAAAUUAUUCAGUAAUAUUACAUAAGAUUUUUUGACCUUACUACAGCAUUAGGUGAUUUACUUCGUUACUAUGUCAUUGGAAAAAGCAUCAAACUUUCCGAUUAUUAUGAUAUAUGGCUUCUAUUAACAAAUUAAUAUCUGAACAAGUGGGUUAAAAACGUAUCUAUUAAAAGUAGACAGUACUGGAAGAAAACAGGUGUUUGCUUUGUUAAUCUCCUUAAAGCCGUAGUGAAACUCCUAGAUAACCAAAGCUAGGUUUACACUUUUAGGUAAUGCUAAUAACUUAGUUUUCAAACACUCAGAAUAAAAUUCCUUACCCAUGGUGAAUGUCUUGAAACUGCGAAUCUCCAGGAAAAACAGUUAACCUUCACUUGAGUACAUUUUUGGUUUCUCGUCAUUGAAGAGUGUGAUGUCGUUUGUAGCUAAUUACGCUUUUGGCUCUCCGGCAGUAUCCCAAACGCUCACAUAAAUCGAAUGCCGAAUUUUAGUGCCCCCUUGUACCAGAUAAAGUUGCUGAUUACAUGCACUUUUAUGCAUUUAUUAAUCGAAGGUAAGUAACAUGGUUACCUAUGAUACCGAUGGUUGAAAAUACUCAAACAAGAAUAUUCUGAGUACUUACACUUGCAUGUACUGUUCAUCAAACUACGAACUUAUUUAAUUCUGGUCUGGGAAUUUUAAUUUGAAGUGUAGGUCUUCUAAUAAGGGCCUUUCCGUAUUACUUAGAAAAUAUAAAGUAGUCAUGAAGGAUUUAAAGUCUCAUUUUCAAACUUCUUAAGAAUAAAAAGGGAAUAGCGCACAGCCAAGCGUUUUGUUGUGGUGGCUGUAAGAUUAGAUCUAUGGUCAUUAUGAUAACAGUUUACUAGUGUACGGCACAUAAUUUAACGGCAGUAUAUUGCUGUUUUUACAUUGAUAAUGUCUAGGAAACAAGCCUUAGUUAUUUUUUAAAUAUCAUAUUGGGAAAUAUUUUGUUCAACUUGAACAGUUAGUGUGAAUGAAGCUUUCAGUAUUUUGGUAUAUUAUUUCUACAGAAAAUCCGCAACAACAGUUGUUAAACUCUAUUAUUCCCAUCUGAGGCUGUGAAUCGACACAUGAAUGUGUAAAUGUUUUUAACGAAUACCAAAAUUCUGGUUAAUUUUUCAUGAGCUUUGGUUCCAUUUAGAGUAAAAUGUGGUGAAUUAUGUUCAAAUAAUUCAUACUACUUAUAAGUAGCUAAGAUUAUCCACAACAAUUGUUUCACAGUUCUUCACAUUGUUUAUUAAUGUUGCUUCCAUAGGUAUGAUAUUCCAAUUUUUACUGUUUUAAUUCACUUUACUUUUACAGAAGCCAUCCAAACAAUCAAACAAAAAGAACACGAAUAAUAAGCCGGCAGCUAGUAAACAAGCUUCAUUGUCAUCAUUUUUCAAGCCUAGUAAUACUGUAAACUAAUUACUUGGAGAUUCAAUUGUUAAUUAUUUUCUAUGAUUCUCUUAUGGAAUCUCUGUAUAAAAACGAUUUAUUUAAAAAAAAAUUAGAACAUUUUCUGUGUAUCGGACAA